Messenger RNA from Coffea arabica (coffee), 669 nucleotides. NCBI's taxonomy places the organism in Eukaryota, Viridiplantae, Streptophyta, Magnoliopsida, Gentianales, Rubiaceae. The record is from RefSeq and is a predicted model, not a curated record.
AUGGCUCAUCCGAGAAAUUCUUCUGGUGAUGGAAAACAAGUGUUGAACUUACCCUUUGGAUAUAGAUUUUACCCUACCAAUGAUCAAGUCAUACAUUAUUUGAAGCAGAAGAUUCUUGGAGGAGAACUUCCUGCAGAUAUUAUUCCAACAAUUGAUGUAUAUUCACACAACCCUGAUCAACUUCCCUUAGAUAAAUUCAAAUAUGGAGUGGCCGGUGAAUGGUUUUUCUUCACCCAUCGUUUAGCCGGUGACCUUCCCACCACAGAUGGUUAUUGGAGUCCCGCAGGCUUGCCGGCUGAAAUUGGUCUUGAUAAUAGAAUUAUUGGCUUCAAACAGGUCGUGGAUUUUUAUUGGGGACACUCGCCCAAUGGAACCAAAAGUAAUUGGACCAUGUACGAAUAUCGAUUGAAUCCUGACCAAUUAGAUGGAAAAGUUGAUGAGACUACCCAAGCCAAGGUACAAAAUUUUGUGGCAUGCCGGGCCCGCAAUAAGGACAAGUUCCAACCAACAGCAACGGGUGGAGCAAUUCAAGAAAGAAUUGGCAGCUUGCCAACUAACGAACUCGAAUUUUUAUCAUCUGCGGUGAUGGAUGGCGGUGCCAAUGAGUUGGCAAUCAUGCCAGACGGAAAAGAAACAGCACCUUUAAUUUCUGCACAUAGGAUAUUAUAG